Molecule: messenger RNA, 1267 nt
Organism: Microplitis mediator
Lineage: Eukaryota; Metazoa; Arthropoda; Insecta; Hymenoptera; Braconidae
Exons: 5
Coding region: 88-996 (302 amino acids)
Biological process (GO): proteolysis
Molecular function (GO): serine-type endopeptidase activity
Source: RefSeq, a predicted model, not a curated record
UUAGUCGAGUAACUAUUUACAAUCUUCUGUAAGCAUAUAAGUUAAACGAAAGCUAGUACGUUUGAAUUCGUUUGAAUUUUUGAACAAAUGAAUGUAUUAAAUAUGGAGAAAAAAUUAUUAACAUUUGUAUUAUUUACUUUGGUGGAAUACAUCGAUUGCUGCGCCAUAGAGACUGAUCGCCCAAUGAGUGAAGUAGUCGAACAAAAUCUGAACUCACCAUGGCUGGUGCUUAUUAUGGAUAAUAGAGGAAGAGCGUUUCCGCCAGGUAUCGCCUAUGGAUCGAUUAUCAGCGAAAAUCUCGUUUUAACGGCAGCCAAGGCAGUUUCUAAUCAUAACAUCGGACAUUUAGUAUUAAUGACUGAUUGUGACAUUAAUAGUGAAAGUGAAGGAACCGAUAUUCAAUCUUGCAUAUACAGAAGAGUAUUUCUAAUAUACUAUGAGAACAAAGCUUUUUCAACAACUGUUAAAGAAAAUUAUUGGGCUGUGUUAGAUGUGGAUAAACCGUUUGAACUGACCAAGCGAGUGAAUACCAUUCCAUUGAUAAACGAUAAUAAUAUUGAUGAUAUUGAUAAAAAUAAUUGUUCGGUUUACCACUGGGCAGUUGCAGUCAAUUACGACGAUGCAGCAUUUAUUACAAUGGAGUAUUCAGUUGUGUCUGAUGAAGAAGGAUUCAAAAUAAACAAAGAUGAUGAACAAAGAUUUAAGGACGAUGCAGACUGUAUUCUUGAUCCUUGUACGUUGGAAAAUGAACAACAAGAAAAGAUUCCGCGAAAUAUGAGUUUCGUAGGAAGUCCAAUAGCAUGUCCGCUCAAAAGUGAUCCUACCACAUAUGUACAAGCAGGUUUUGCGACAAUUGUCUACAAAGUAUAUACCCGAACACCACUUAAAUAUGAACAUCUGACAGGAACUUUAUAUGAUCUAUCUCCUCGACAAGAGUCUCUUAAUAAAUUGGUGACAAGACUUACUAACAUAAUAGAAGAAGGAAAGAAAACAUGAACUACUACAGUAUAAACUGUAAAAAUGAGCUCUUUGAAUUCAAAAUUAUAAAAGUUUAUAACCCAUACUGUAAUAUAAAAAUGUAUUUUUUGAAAUGAAGUUAUGCAAUUAAAGCAGCUCAUGUUAUAUUUCAAAAUGAUAAAUUUUAAAAAAGUUCGAAUUACCCGCGUUCUCUCCAUACCCGUAUGAAAAAACAAUAUAUGGUUAAAAUAUAUAAAAUCAUAUAUGUUUGCAACAAAACAAUACAUGAUAUAUUAUAUUGUAUAUUAUA